Molecule: messenger RNA, 2431 nt
Organism: Mugil cephalus (flathead mullet)
Lineage: Eukaryota; Metazoa; Chordata; Actinopteri; Mugiliformes; Mugilidae
Gene: slc25a34
Product: solute carrier family 25 member 34
Exons: 6
Coding region: 487-1461 (324 amino acids)
Source: RefSeq, a predicted model, not a curated record
GUGGUGAGGUGGCAGACGGGGCUUGAAGUGCAUUGGCUCUGACUCGGAGCAGAGGGAGGAGACUUUGACAAUGAAUGUGCUGAGGACACAUGUUUACAAUGAUGGGGGAGAGAGGAAGAAUGGAGUCGCACGGGAUCAUUGAACACUAUGGUGCGUCAUGUGAACAGACCAAGACUCAAGGAAGCUAACGAAAGUUGCUGCAGAAGUACAGCAGAGAGGUGCAGGAUCCUGCAGUGUCUUAGGAGGAACAUGGUAAUCAGAUAUUGAUUGAGUUAUCACAGAAGCUGGCAGCUUUUGUUUCUGACUGUACCUUACUUUACCAAGCACAAUACACACGUCCAGUUCUGAGCCAAGGAGGGAGCACUUCACACCACACCAAGGACUCUCAGGACAAACUGUGAAGAUCACUUCUCAGGGAUGACCAUCGCUCAGCUGCUGAAAACUUCAUCUGAAGAGUCUGUGUUUUGAGCCCAGUCUUCCCACAGGAUGGCAUCCACUGUGUCCACAGUCCCCCAUGGGGUUUUCGGUCCCUCGCAGCACCCUCCAGUUGUCUGGCCACCUCUGGACUUUGUCCUGGGUGCUUUUGCAUGCUGUGCAGCCUGCGUGUUCACCAACCCUCUGGAGGUUGUGAAGACCCGGCUGCAGCUUCAAGGGGAGCUCCGUGCGCGGGGAUCCUACCAGAGACACUACCGGGGAGUCCUGCAGGCGCUCUGGGUGGUGGGCCGCACAGAUGGGCUCCGGGGCCUGCAGAAGGGGCUUUCGGUCGGGCUGAUCUACCAGGGUGUGAUGAAUGGCGUGAGGCUGGGCUCCUACUCCUACUGCGAAACCCUCGGUAUCACCUCGUUCCACGGGGGCAGUCUGCUGUCAGGAGCAGGGGCCGGGGCUCUGGGAGCCUUCAUCGCUUCUCCAGCUUACCUGGUGAAGACCCAUCUACAGGCUCAGACUGUGACAGCCAUAGCAGUCGGUCACCAGCAUAACCAUCUGGGAGUGUCUGAUGCCUUUCUGACCAUCUAUAGAAGAGAAGGUUUAGUUGGUCUCUGGAGGGGCGUAAACGGGGCCGUGCCUCGAGUCAUGGUUGGGUCAGCUGCUCAACUGGCAACCUUCACCUCGGCCAAGGACUGGGUGUCACAUUCCCAGUGGUUUAGUCCAACCAGCUGGCUCACGGCGCUCGUAGCCGCCGGCAUCAGCGGUGUCGCUGUGGCCGUUACUAUGACGCCUUUUGAUGUCAUCAGCACACGGCUCUACAACCAGCCGGUGGAUGAGUUUCGGAGGGGACAGCUUUACCAUGGAUUUUCCGACUGUAUGGUGAAGGUGUGCCAAGCCGAGGGCCUGCUGGGUCUCUACAAAGGCAUGGGCCCUGUCUUCCUUAGACUGGCCCCUCACACGGUGCUCAGUAUGCUGUUCUGGGAUCUGAUGAGGCAACAGACACUUAAGAACAACCAGAGCCAGGGAAGGACCUGAAAACACCUCCACGCCGUGCCUGACUGGGCUCGGCUGAAACUACCGAAGUACUCCAUCACAAACUGUUUUCUUUUUGAGAGUUAGUUGAGAAUUGAUAUUUCUAAAAAAAAAAAAAAAGUUAGCUUAGCAUAGUUUUGUUAGCAUAAAAUCUGGAAGUGGGAGAAGUAAAAUCCAUCUAUGAGACGUAAUGAACUCACUCAUUGACACUGUAUGUCUUGUUUGUCUAGUCAGUGCUAAUAAUACAAGUGUCAAAAUGUUUAUUUACGAUUACAGAACGGUUACAGAAAGUUUUGUGCUGGACUAUUCAGUGGCUGCAACACAAGAGUUUCUCUGCUCAAAACCAGGAAACAGUAUUUCUAUCCUGUUGUGCGAGUUAAACAGAUUGUGAUAUAACCUGUUAAUCAGCAAACCUUUACCAGUUCUAACCACCGGACUGCUCCACACUUUUUCCUUCUAUUUAUAGUUUGUGCUAAGCUAACAUCUGUAGGUUGUUGCUUCAUAUUUACUCUACAUACAUGAGUGCUGUAUCAAACAUCUCUUCUAACUCUCCUCCAGAAAACAAUUAAAAUGUCAGACUUCUAUUUUGUGGGACUUCAAGGUGGACUCCCAGACCAUUUGAGAAGAGCUAUUCUUGAUGAAGUAUCAGGUUUUUUAAUGCCUCAAACUAUGAGUGACCAUUACUUGAAGAACAAACCUGCAUUAUUAAAACUUACAGUUUUCCAUGUUUAUAAUCCUGCAGGGCUGCUGUAUGUUUCCCUAUUUAAUGAAUAAUUCUAGUUGCCUUGUCUAUUAAAAAAAGUUUAAAAAAAAAUCUGAUGGUGAUUUUUUUCAUUUUUAUCUACUGAACUACCUGUACCUACUGUAAAGCCAUUUGAUUUGAGGUUAUUAUUCAUAUAUAUCUUAACCUGUGGGUACGUCUGGCCUUUGAACAGAAAUACAUAACAGAAAUAAAGAUAUUUUUUGUACAGAA